Messenger RNA from Petromyzon marinus (sea lamprey), 2124 nucleotides. RefSeq names its product putative 2-ketogluconate reductase. Gene Ontology annotation, molecular function: hydroxypyruvate reductase [NAD(P)H] activity; NAD binding; glyoxylate reductase (NADPH) activity. The record is from RefSeq and is a predicted model, not a curated record. Gene Ontology annotation, cellular component: cytosol. NCBI's taxonomy places the organism in Eukaryota, Metazoa, Chordata, Hyperoartia, Petromyzontiformes, Petromyzontidae.
UGGUUACGUUGCACACUAGUUUGCUUUAAACCUUUGGACAUUUCGUGAAUCGAGCGACAUCCGGAAAUUGUGUGCGUUGCAGUAAGCUUUGACACCUCUGAAGGCACCGCGUCAAUUUCGUGAAAUUUGGUACUGACUUCGUCGCCAUGCAAGGACUACCAUACAUGCUGGGACCAGAAUGUUUGGCCACGCUCUACAGUGACAGUGCCAUAAAGUUAAUCGAGAGACACUUCAAAUUGGUGACUUUAAAAGAUGUGAUGGGAAACGACGACUUGGCCCAAAAGAUCGAGGCCAUCGGCAUUUUCUACUGGGAGCCGCGGGUCACCAAGGACCUCCUGGAGAGUCUGCCGAAGCUCAAGACGGUGGCGAGCGCCGGGGUCGGGGUGGAUCAUCUGGAUCUGCCUCUCCUGUGGAGCCACGGAGUCUCCGUGUCCUACACUCCCGACGUCGUCAGCGCCCCUACCGCCGACAUGGGCAUGGCGCUCCUGCUCGCCUCUGCCAGGAAUCUGGUGGAUGGUGUCUCCCUUACAAAGUCACAAAUGUUUACGGCCAAGGACCGGAGCUUUGUUGGAGUGGACGUCGAUGGUGCUACCCUGGGCAUCUUGGGCAUGGGCCGCGUUGGCCGUUUGGUGGCAGAGAGGGCCCGCGGUUUCCGCAUGGACAUCCUGUACCACAACCGCACAAGGAGACCAUUGGAUGAGGAGACAGGCCUGGGCGCCGUCUACUGCCAGAAGCUUGAGGAGCUCCUGGGGAAGUGUGACUUCCUCAUGGUCACAGUCACCCUGAAUGCAGAGUCCAUCAAAAUGAUCGGGAGAAGAGAACUCAAGUUAAUGAAGACUAAUGCUACCAUCAUCAAUGUCGCCAGAGGCAAAGUGAUAGACCAAGAGGCUUUGGUGGAGGCCCUGCAGAACAAGUGGAUCAGAGCAGCAGCUUUGGAUGUCACUGACCCCGAGCCACUACCCAGGGACCAUCCCCUGCUGCAGCUCCCCAACGUCAUCGUCACCCCGCACCUGGGCGUUGACACGGAGGGGGCGAGACGCGCCAUCGUCGAGGCGGUGGUUGAGAACGCACUGGCGGGCGUGCAGGACCGUCCCAUCCCCUGCGAGCUCUCCCCUCGUCGCGCCUGAGACGCGUGCCUCUUCAUCGUCAGCGGAAGCCGGCGGCGCGCGCCGCAAUGGGGGAUUUCGUAUCAGGAGGUAAAGGUGCAGCCCCGGCAAUUGCUGGCUCAUGUCACCGCUAGCGAAAGGGCCUCCACUAAAGGGAGCUCAAAAGGGCGUAUUGUUGGCCUACUCUUCCACGCUGGCCAGACGUCAUGCAAGAGGUGGUAGUUACCCACACUUUACCCCACCACAAGAAACAUUUCCUAAUUAUGUUAAAGUUGAAAAGUGUUAAGUCCAGGGAUUAACUUCAGUCGGGUCUGUUCCGGUCGACGAACCCAGGAAACACUUCUACAACCAGCACACCACAUCCAGUAUAUAUCUCGAUGCAGGGCUUUGGCUACUCGUCGUGUGCCAUCUCCUGGUCUACCAGCGAUCAAGACGAAAUUCAGUGAGAAAUGAAGCUCUGGUUAAGUAUAUUUCAUACGAGGCAGCGGGUGUUGCUGAUGAUUUGGCACAUGCAUAUUGCACAAAGUGUUUAUUGUAAUCGCCGGCUGAACGUUGCUGUGCACAGAGACUGACUCCAAUUAUUUCAUGUUUUAUUUUAAUGCUACCCAAUUUUUCAGAACUGUUACAUUUAAUAACAAUUGCCUUUGAUUCAACUCACCAUUAAUUGUUUACAGCUGAUAUGUAAAAGAGUACAAAUGAUUUUAAUGUGACGGCGUGUUACGAAAACAUAAAAUCAUAACCUUUAAUUCAAAAAGUUAUUUGAUAAAGCGGAACUGUGUGCACAAUAAAAUAUCCGGUAAAUUGCAAACGCUGUUGGCACUUGACUGCAAAUUACCAACACAGUCUGAUUGACGCAGACGAUGAAAGGGAGAGAAAAUGUUGAACACUGCCCUAUUGGAUCAUGGUAUCGUUUACGAUGUGACAUUUGAAUAAAAACAAUGAGCAUGCGUUUUAACUUUGAAACUUCGAAGUUAAACGCAGCACCGUGGUAUAUCACUGCUAGAUGAAGGCUCACCCA